Molecule: messenger RNA, 780 nt
Organism: Candidozyma haemuli
Lineage: Eukaryota; Fungi; Ascomycota; Pichiomycetes; Serinales; Metschnikowiaceae
Product: glutathione S-transferase family protein
Exons: 2
Coding region: 1-780 (259 amino acids)
Source: RefSeq, a predicted model, not a curated record
AUGCCAAACGAUACCGAAAACAUCUGGAAACUUCUACCGACGCUUACUAAGACACUUUUCAUUGGAUUCCCCUUCAAUUUACCCCUUACUGAAUCCAGAGCUCUGAGAAUCGUCUGGCUCUUGGAAGAGUUGGAACUCGACUUCCUGUUGAAGGUCUACCACAGAGUCAAGGGUGUUCUUGCACCAAAGGAAUUGUUGGAUGUCUUCCCUACUGGUAUGUCUCCAGUGUUGCAGAUCUUCAAGGAAGGUGCUUCGGAGCCACUUACUUUGGCUGAGAGUGGUCACAUCGUUCAGUAUGUGAUUCAGCACUACGAUACCAAGGGUAAGUUGACUCCAGAGUCCGAUGCCGACAAGGAGAAGGUUGACUACUUCUUGCACUUUGCCGAAGGUAGUUUGCAACCACACCUUGUUUCUAUGUUGGUCGGUCAGGUUGCUUCCCAGAGAGCACCAUGGCCUACCAACUACCUUGUCAAGGGUAUUAUGGGUAAAAUCAAUUCUGAAUACUACGUGAAGAGACUCAAGACGAACCUUAAGUUCUUGGACGACACUUUGCAGAAGAAGGGUGGUGGAUUCUUUGUCGGUGACAAGUUGACCGGUGCUGACAUCAUCCUUGAGUUCCCUGUUGGCCAGAACAUCUUUGGCGACGAACAGAGAGCCAAGCAAUUGGGUUUGGAUGUCUCUCCAAGAGAAGCUUUCCCUCACUUGUACGAGUGGAGCAAGCUCGUUGCUGGCGAACCUCUCAGAAAGAAGGCUGUUGCUACUGAAAAGGCCAAUUUGUAG